CGGGUUUCUUCCGGAAGCUUUCGUAAUUAAUUUCUUAAGUAAGGAGGUUAUUAAAUCCCUAAGACGUUAGUUGCUUAAGUUCUUCGUUGUUUGUUUUAAUGACUUAACCAUUUAGAAGUUAUAUUUGGAGUGGCCGCUGAUUUGCUUCGUUUUAUAUUCGUCUAUUGUAGGUGCUCGGUUAAAUUGUUUUUCUUCUUUGUUCGUAUUUCUCUGCCAUCUUCAGAUAUGGUUUUUGGUUACACUAAAUAUCUCGCAUCGAAAAACGAGGACCGAUGCUGCCUUGUUUGAAACCAGCCCCGUCAGCAAACAAUCACAUUUCAAUUUCGUCACCUACUUCUCAAGGAUAUUCAGCGGACAAUACGCCAACAUCGAGUGUUCAACUCUCUCCGACCGUCAACCUCAGUCGAGAAUUCACCCUCGCAGUCAAAACAAAUUCUUACAACGAAAUCCGAAAAACAUUCGACCAAAUUGCAAACACAGAACAAGUCGAAUUCCACGAGGAAACUCAACUCUUGGACAAGGUUCUUAAACCGGGCCCCGCGCGUAUUCUAGAAGCCAUAUCGCUGACUAGGCGCACCUCUCUCACUCAUCUCAUCGCCACAUACUUCGAACACACCGAGCAAACUUCCCGUUUAUGCCUCCUCCUCUACAACAGUAUCCACCUUGCCCGCCUCCUGUACACCCCUGUACACAACCUUCUAGAAGACCUCGAGGAAUAUUCCCUCUCCGAUUCCCAAUGCAAGAUUGCCUAUAACGUCUUUCUCCAAUUCGACUCGCACCUCGAAAACCCCUUCAUCUCACCCAACUCGCGCAGCUUCAACGACAUCCGCCGGUGCUUCUUACAGCUCAGGGAAAAGCUCGACCGCCGUCUCAAGAAGUCGAAGUCCAAGUCAACGAGGCCCGUAUUGUGUUUCGUUGCGGGCCCCACGUGGGCCAGGAGCAAGAGGGAUAGGGCCCGCAAGGCGCAGCUGGAGGCGGCGGCAAAGGGCGUCUACGUCAUCCGUAAUGACGUGGACACGAUCGAUCGAUUGGUGGCGCGUUUGCAUGCGGGGGUUGAAAACGACAGGCUGCUGGUACGGAUGGGGGUGGAGAGGGGGGUGGAUAGAUACCCCAUUGAAGAGAUACUGAAGCAGCUUCGAAGAAAUCGAGCCGGUUUUCUGAAACAGCUCGUGGAUCUUGAGGAGCAUUUGUUCCUCUGUUUUGCUGCUGUUAAUCGAUCAAGAUCAAUUCUUCUCCAAGAGAUCUCUGCAUCACACUAAGUAAUCCCGUCUUCGAGAAAAGAAAAAAAAAAGACUCUUUUAACCCUGUUUAAUUUGCAUGCAUGCAUGCAUAUGUCGUUUCGAUUAGGGCUCGUUUGGUAGCGAUGGUUAUAGAUUAGAUAGGAUAUGGUUGUAGUAUUAUAGGUGAUGUGUUAGAAGUUGUGGUUAAUUUCUAAUAUUAAUGUUUACAAAAGAGAGGGUUAUAUUUGUCAUUUUCCUUGGGGCUCGGAGAUGUAUGAGAAAUGGAAAUGUAAUUGGAUGAGCUAAGUGAGAAGUAUUCAUUUGUUACAUCUUUUUUUAUAAAACCUCACAA
Messenger RNA from Erythranthe guttata (spotted monkey flower), 1572 nucleotides. Its product is annotated as UPF0496 protein At3g19330. Lineage: Eukaryota; Viridiplantae; Streptophyta; Magnoliopsida; Lamiales; Phrymaceae. The record is from RefSeq and is a predicted model, not a curated record.